Molecule: messenger RNA, 864 nt
Organism: Metarhizium acridum CQMa 102
Lineage: Eukaryota; Fungi; Ascomycota; Sordariomycetes; Hypocreales; Clavicipitaceae
Source: RefSeq, a predicted model, not a curated record
AUGGCCGCCCGCUCCCAGGAAAAAACCCUCUCCGCCAUAUCAGAAAUCAAGUCCUCCCUCCCCUCCUCCACCGGCGACCUCAUCUUCCUGCCCCUCGACCUCGCCGACCUGACCACCAUUGCCUCCUCGGCGCGCCAGUUCCUCGACCGCGAGCCCAAGCUCCACGUGCUCUUCAACAACGCCGGCGUCAUGAACCCGCCCAAGGGGUCCGUCACGAAACAAGGCUACGAGCUGCAGCUGGGAGUCAACAACCUCGGCACCUUCCUCUUCACCAAGCUCCUCUCGCAGCGCCUUGUCGAGACGGCCAGCGCCGCCGCCGAGGAACCCGGCACUGUGCGCGUCAUCUGGGUCGCCUCGUCCGCCGCCGAAUCACCCCUGGUGCCCCCCGGCGGCGUCGAUAUGAAGGACAUUGGCAAACGCCUCGAUAAGGGCGAGUUCACGAGCUACGCGCUCAGCAAGGCCGGCAACUACCUGCACGCCGUGGAGAUGGCGAAGCGGUUUCGGGACAAGGGCGUGCUGAGCAUCGCCUUGAACCCGGGCAAUUUGGACUCGGAGCUGUGGAGGACUCAGACGGCCUUUAUGUCGAGGGUGCUCAAGACAUUUGUGCUGCACCCGCCCAAAUUCGGCGCCUACACCGAGCUGUUUGCGGGAUUGUCGCCCGCGGUAACCUUGGAUCAGUCCGGUGAUUGGACUACCAUUCACCAUGGUCACCCGCAUGCUAACACUGUCGAAUCAGUUGGGCCCUGGGGUCGAUUUCUGACUAUACGGGGGGACUUGAAGAAGGCCGCCGAGGAUGGCACCUCCAAGGCAUUUUGGGAUUGGACUGAGGAACAAGUCCAGCAGUAUGAGACACCGGCGAAUUAA